Molecule: messenger RNA, 720 nt
Organism: Sorghum bicolor (sorghum)
Lineage: Eukaryota; Viridiplantae; Streptophyta; Magnoliopsida; Poales; Poaceae
Exons: 4
Coding region: 185-562 (125 amino acids)
Source: RefSeq, a predicted model, not a curated record
AUUCUUCUCCAACAAAAUGGAACCACAUGAUCAAUCAGAGUAUGUUAUGCCGCUGGUUCUAUCUGCUUCUAGGCAUGACAGCAACAAUUGGUGAGAUUUUCUCCUUGUUGUUCAUCUCUUAUAUAUCCCCUUGCUGAUCUCAUCAAAUCACACGACCUCAAGGAAUUCCUCAUGAUAAUCCCUAAUGUACAGAGAUGGGGUUGUGCUUCCAAUUGAACUCCAUGCAGUGAUAUUCCUCGCUUCUUAUCGUGGUUUGCCGCCGUUGCUACUACUGCUGUGCAGCAUGUACCCUGGCUGCGAUGAAUCCGUUAUGCCACUGCACAUAUUUUCCCGUCGCUGGAAUCCAGGAAUCAUUUGCAUUGUGCUGCGGAAAUACCAUGCUGGUGCAGUGCUUCAUGGAGGCCAUCUCAAUGUGCCGUGUCGCCUUCCGAAACCAGCAGCACUCCCAUGGAUUGUUGACUGUUUUGCUGUCCAUUAUUGGCGUUUGUCGCCAUCGAGAUCAUGUCCAGCAACCAUGAACCUCGAUGUUUCUAUUAUGGUGCUUGUACCGGUUGAUUGCUAACGUUAGAAGAGGAUCUCUACAAGGAUGAUCAAGAAGUUGGAUAGCAAGAAUUUGGAAGGCAAGUGUAACAUGAGUACCCUUGUUACCUAAUAACUGUAUAAUCAUCUUUUCAUAUGCAUGUGUCUAAUUUGAUGAACCACUAAGGACUUUACCUAGAA